AUUAUCGCUACGACAUUAACGACGAAUUGAGUGGCAAUCAUGGAAGAAACCGCCAAGCUGAAUGCACUCGAGGAGGGUAGUAGCAGUGCCCAAGGCAAGGUGUUUGAACGACAAGCUCAGCCUUCUCUCUACGAGCAGGCGCUCCGAGCUCCGCGUAGGGUAAAACUUCUCGCAGCCAUUGUCGCAGCAUUGGUCCUCUAUUCUCUAGCAGGUGGUACAUUCUUCCGCUCGCCUAUCAAGCACACAAAGUACACUCUCGUUCAGACGAGAGUUCUGGGCUACGGAGGUAGAUGGCCUGGCUUCAAAAAACUCAAGCACCUGGUCAUCUUCGGUGACAGUUACUCUGAGACUGCCUUCAAUCCUGAUGGACCACUCCCAACGGCUGAGGACCCCUUGGGAAACCCUCCAGACCAUGCAGCCUGGACCUCAGCAAAUGGUCCUAACUGGGCUAUCUUUUUGCCCACCUUCUACAACCAGUCUCUUCUAAGGACAAUCAACCUUGCUGCUGGAGGCGCUACCAUGGACCAGGACCUCAUCCCGCAACACAGUCCUACGGUUAGGUCUAUGAAGAACCAAGUGAGCGACGUAUUUGCUCCUAAGUUUGGUGGCUGGACCCCUCCGGCGAACUUCUCAUGGGCACCUGAAGACAGCCUUUUCAUCUUCUGGCAAGGCAUCAAUGACGUUCACAACACGUUUUCGUGGUCAAACAAAAGUGACGUCCAAUACAAGGUCCUGCAACUCUACGCACAGCUGGUGGACAAGGUGUAUGAGAACGGAGCGCGCAACUUUCUCUUCCUCACAAUUCCUCCAACGGAUCUAUCGCCGCUCACCAUGCAUGAGGGGCCUGUCGUACAAGCGGCUGAGCGUGCAGAUAUCAAUGUGUGGAACGACAAUGUCCUCGACAUGGCGAAACAGCUUUAUGCGAGAUACAAUGAUGUCUCUACAUUCGUCUUUGACACGCACGCACUCUUCAGCGAGAUCAUCGCCAAUCCUUGUUCUCAUGCCGAAACCUGUGCUUAUCAAAACACCGAUGAGUGGUGUCCGGGCUACAAGACGACAUUGAAAUCUUGGUAUACUAAAAUCGACGAAUGCGACUAUGCGAUCGACGAAUACUUCUGGAAAGAUGCCCUCCACCCGACCUUCCGUGUGCACAACGCCACGGCCAAGAGCAUUGCCCACUUCCUGGAAAGUAUUCCGGCUCGUUAAGGCACGAACUUUCAUUUGCUUCCAUGCAUGUCUCCAAUACGGCCCCGGAAGCAGCAGAGCGGCGAACGUGGAAGGUGGGAUACUGGACAGGCCGCGUCGGCUGGCCUAGCAUGGGUUUUCCAAACUCUCAGCAUACAAAUUCCUGCCGGAACCCACUGCUCUGGGAAACGACAUGUACACAAUAUUAAGUGGUUUAUCUGUUUAAUCAAAAAUUACCUUGAUUGUUGGA
Molecule: messenger RNA, 1435 nt
Organism: Dissoconium aciculare CBS 342.82
Lineage: Eukaryota; Fungi; Ascomycota; Dothideomycetes; Mycosphaerellales; Dissoconiaceae
Product: carbohydrate esterase family 16 protein
Exons: 4
Coding region: 40-1206 (388 amino acids)
Molecular function (GO): hydrolase activity, acting on ester bonds
Source: RefSeq, a predicted model, not a curated record